Molecule: messenger RNA, 3960 nt
Organism: Paralichthys olivaceus (Japanese flounder)
Lineage: Eukaryota; Metazoa; Chordata; Actinopteri; Pleuronectiformes; Paralichthyidae
Gene: bcam
Product: basal cell adhesion molecule (Lutheran blood group)
Source: RefSeq, a predicted model, not a curated record
GAGAGAGAGAGAGAGAGAGAGAGAGAGGCAGGCAGUCCUUCAGCAGAGAAAGAGAGAGAGAGGUGUCCAGAAAGCUUUGGAGCAGUGGAAGAAGGAAGAAGACUGUAACUGCUGCCGGGUUUCCACUCUGCACAAAGACUCAAGAACAACAACAACAACGUGAAUACUUUUCCUUGAAAAAGUUGAGAGAAGCGGACAUGGACGGGACAAUGUUCGGACGCGUGUCGCUCAUGUGCACCUUGCUCUGGGCACUGCUGGUUUGCUGCGCAGCUCUGAAUGUGAAGGUUGCUCCUAAGGUGGAAGUGUUGAAAGGAGAAACUGCCAAACUGCCCUGCACGUUCACUGAAGCACCAUUAUCUGGCAACACUCUCAUCGAAUGGUACAUUGAGGAGCAGGGAACCAGGAAGCGCGUGGCGUUCCGCCCCCAGGGUGGCAGUGGAAAAAGUGACGAGGGAACCCCUCUGACCGGCCGCGUCACAAUCGGAGAGGACUUCACCUUGACCAUCUCCUCCUCUCAGCCCUCUGACGAGCUCGUCUUCUACUGCCAGGUCAACGCUGGCCCUGACGGGGUCGCAGAUGCCGCCACUAUGCUGAAAGUCUUCUUUGCUCCUGAGAAGCCAGUGCUCACAAGACCGUCGAGUCAGGCCAUUACUGUGGGAGAGACCACCAGCUCUGAGAUUGGUACAUGUGUGACAAUGAAUGGACAUCCCCAGCCAAGAAUUAUCUGGUUUAAAGAUGGCCAGCCCCUACCUGAAUACAAGGACAGGAAAGAGAAGACCUACAUGAUCCCCUCGGUGGUGAAGGAGGCCUCGGGUCUCUACACCAUGCAGAGCACCUUGUACAUGCAGCCCACCAAGGCCGACAAGGACUCAGUGUUCCAGUGCACCGUGGAGUACAGCAUGCCAGGGGACCAGAUCAAACAGAAGAAGUCCGACACCAUCACCAUCAACCUCAACUAUCCAUCAGAGAAAGCGACCUUUUCCCUUGUCAACACCGACGCAGUCAAAGAAGGCGACACUGUCACCAUGAAGUGUGAGACUGACGGAAACCCUCAGCCUGAGUUCGACUUCACUAAAAACGGGGAAGUCAUCACCGGUCAGGGCGGACUCCUGACGCUGAAAUCCGUCAAGCGCACAGACGGCGGUGUGUACAGGUGCUCGGCCUUGGAUUAUGACAACUUGGACGCUGACCUGAGCGGAACAAUCAACCUCAAUGUCCACUACAUUGACCCCGUGAACGUGACCCCUGUCGAGCCUCAAGUCGUCAUGCUCGGAGACAAGGUCGAAUGGCAGUGUAAGACCAAGGCGUCCGCUUCGCACACCGUUCAAUGGAAAAAGGGCUCUGAUGUGCUCUCUCAGGAUGGCACUCUGUCAAUACAAGAUGUUUCCUAUGAUAAAGCUGGAGAGUACAUGUGUGUUGGAGCUGUGCCCUCUGUGCCAGGACUGACAGCGGAGUAUAGUGUCAACCUCACUGUCAAAGGAAAGCCGAUGAUCGAGACUCCCGCUGCAGGAGAGGUGGCGAAGGAAGGAGACAUGGUGUCUCUGAAGUGCUCGGCCUACGGCUACCCCGCCCCUCAGUUCACCUGGAAGCCGUCAGGGAAAGAGUCUGUGUCAGUGGAAGGUAACAAGGUGGUGAGCACCGUGACCCUGCAAACCACAGCCGAGAUCAUGAAGGCCGGGGUGACCUGCGAGGUCACCAACAAGCACGGAACUGAUAGCAAGACCUUCCCAGUAUCUCUUAAACGAGCAAUUGACAACUCAGCCGACAGAGUGCUGCUUUCUGGAAACCCUGUGCUUACGUCAGCUGACAAGCAGCAGGGAGGCUCCAGCGGGGUGGUGAUAGCCGUGGUGGUGUGUGUUCUGCUGCUCCUGCUGCUGGUGGCGCUCAUCUACUUCCUGAACAAGAAGAGCAAGUUGCCCUGCAGCAAGAAGGAUAAGAAAGAAGUGGCCAGCGGAGAGGUGAACAACGACAUCGUAGUGGAGAUGAAGACGGACAAGGCCAAUGAAGAGGCCGGUCUCCUCAACAAGAGACCGUCCGCAGAACAGUGUUGAACCGAGUGGAGGAAAACAACCGACAGAGGGAUGAAGGGAAGGAGGACAAGUGUCAUGAAGACAACAGGGCUCAUUUUUUUAUUCACUAUACUGAGAGGAGGGGACACGAGGUGGUGCGUGGACGUGGGUGUGUUCUUGGGACAUCGGGAGGUUUAGCAUGUCUGGCAUCAGUCAUGCUUGUUUUAUAACCUGGGGUAGACCUGCUGGGUGGAGUAACAACCCCCAUUCCUUUUUUUUUUUUUUUUAAGAUUGACUUUCUUCUGCUCCACCCUUCUGAGCUACCACAGGUUAAAGACUGUGCAAAAAUCAUAAUGUGACUCAUAAUCACUGGAUGACAUAACUAUCAUAGCUUUUUUUCUUUUACUCCCUCAAUCACGUCUUUGACUCCCCUGCAGAGUAGAGCUGAACAGUCCAAACACGGUGGCACAAUUGUUCUUAUCUACCCCAAAUUAAACAGAAAAUGCCAUUAAGCCAUCGUGUGUGUGUUUUUAUCGGAAGUGUGUGUUUGCUAGUUUGCAACACAGAGCGUCUACUCUGCCUUGGAGUCUGCACUUAAAUGAUCUGCUCUCUGCUGGGUGUAUCGGGCAAAAUUAUCACGGGCUGUCACUCUGUUUUAACCACCUCAGUUAACAAGUGACGAUUUAUGCUCACGACAUUUAAUCCCUAAGCACACAGCUUGGCACACACACGCCUGUAGCCAUUACCGCUCAAAGAAGCUCCGCGUUUGCUUCAGUGUUGUUUGUUUAAUUGCAUUUUUGCCACCUGCAAAUGUUUAUGUAUAUUUUUUCCCCCAAUCUCCCUAAUUAUCUUCCACUAGAAGCAGCUCAGGCAUUUGAUAACGUCAAUCCUUGCUCUAGAAUUGCUUGUUUUUUCUAAAUCCAACUAAAAAGCCACUGAAAACAAGCAAGUUAUUAGGUUGUACAAAUUUGUUCUUCCCAUUUCCAGUGUGCUUGUACAUUAUGUUAGUGCACCAAUUGUUUGCUUGUUUUUUUACUUUGCUCUCCUGUUUUCUUUGUGGAUUCAAACACCGAGGUGUACUGUGCAUGAUGUGGAGCUCAAAAAGCAUCUGUAGUUAGUAAGCCGCCCGCAAUGGGAUCGUAAUUGCUGUCAUGUCUUCACAGUCACAGAUUCACCUGUUUGGAGAAAUCACCGGCAUACGUUCACUCUGGUUUGAUAUAAGCUGGGAGGGGAGGGAGCGGGGAGGUGAGGGAGGGAUGGGGUUUCAGCUAUUUGCUGGAAUAUGUGGUGUACCUUUUUAUUUUUUACCAAAUGAAAGAGUUUUUCAGUGUCACAGCAGGUGUUUCUGUGUUUAGGUUUGAAAUUCUGGCGUUUCUGUUCCUCCUCUACACUGUUCACAGGCCAGAAAGGUCUGAUAGCGGGUUGAUGUGCCCUUAUACUUUGUUGUACACUGGAACCAAUGGCCUUGAUUUUUUACUUUAAAAAAAAAAAAGGUCACCUCAAACCACUAUCUGUGCCCACAAGGCCUUUUUUUAAUGAAUGUCUGUCUACUGAUCUUGCCAUAUUGACUAAUAGCAAACCUGUGAUGGCAGACGAGAUAGAUACGUGAGCGUACAGCAUCCUUUUUUUGAUUUUAAUGUUUUAUAUAAAAAUAAUAUUGUGGUAUGCAAGCUGGUUUUUUUUUUAGGGGAUUGUUCAUUUUGCAACUACUGAGCUUUCAUUUUCCCACGAUUUCCCGCUCACUGAGAGAAGAGACAUGUUUUUUUUGUUUGUUUUUUCAAUAUUUAGGAUUCUUUAUGAGAUAUUCUCAGUGCUUUACUUCUCUCGCUGUACUGUAUACUGUAUAUUUUGUGGUACACUGUUGUGACCUCUGUGGUGUGUUGAUGUAUCUUUUUGUUUUAUUCCAGCUGUGUAGAAUUUAUAAUGAAAAAAAAAACUCAAAGAAAACCAA